Molecule: messenger RNA, 645 nt
Organism: Talaromyces amestolkiae
Lineage: Eukaryota; Fungi; Ascomycota; Eurotiomycetes; Eurotiales; Trichocomaceae
Exons: 2
Coding region: 1-645 (214 amino acids)
Source: RefSeq, a predicted model, not a curated record
AUGCUCUAUGAUAAACUAUUCUUGCCUCUGCUGGCAGCUUUCACAGCCCUACCUUUGGCUCUAGCACAGAAUGGCAACUUUACAAUCUACGGUUAUGGCACUGGUGUCCUUGGCUUGCCAUUGUUCUAUUCUGAAGGUAGCGCUCAGCUCGGAAACGUAAGUGCUGUUUCGGGUCACAAUGUGUCUAAUGUCUACUGUAAGUUCCGAUAUCUUACAGUUUCUAUAUGGAACGACAAAGAACUAAAUGUAUCGGAAACUACCGAAGUUUCAAUCGAAGGUGGCGCACUACUUGCCUAUCCGAAUGCUACCAGCACUCAAGCGGUGAAGCACGAUGCCAACUACACCUGGUCAAGUCUUCAACUAAAAAUCCCGGUGAACGGUGGGUCCGACAACAAUGUCACUUUCGUUCAAGAUGUGGAUUCAAGUGGCGCUCCUGGAGAGUGGACGCUCUAUGGGCCUUAUGUUUUCCUCUACGAUAGCUCAAAGCAACUAGUCUCGCACUUCUUUGCUGAGCCCACCAACGACAAAGGAGUCUUCAACCUACUGUGGAACCUAUCCGAAGAGCAGCAGGCACAGAAUCCAGAUGCGGUCCCAGUGUCUCUUAGGACCAUUGCACCUGUGGAUGCAAAUGAAGCAAGCGCUUGA